Erythranthe guttata (spotted monkey flower) is the source of this 1196-nucleotide messenger RNA. RefSeq names its product plant/protein (DUF1995). The record is from RefSeq and is a predicted model, not a curated record. NCBI's taxonomy places the organism in Eukaryota, Viridiplantae, Streptophyta, Magnoliopsida, Lamiales, Phrymaceae. Gene Ontology annotation, cellular component: chloroplast.
CAACUGAAUAUGUAGAGCUUUUCGGCACCGCCAAAAAUGUCUUCCAAACUCCUCCAAUUCCCAAUCCAAACCAUUAAAACUUCAAAACCCUUGUCCAAUUUCAGACAAACAACAAUAAUUCUCUCAUCAUCUUUUUCAAUCGCCACCCAACACCAGCUUCAGCUGAUCUGUUAUUACACAGAUGAAAACCCCCACACGAAAUCAAGAAUCCAAUGCACACUCUCAUCAUCAUCAUCAUCUGCGAAACCACCCACCACAAAAGAAGAAGCAAUUCUCCAAGCCAGGACCUCACUCUCCUCCGCCUUGGAGAAACCCCUCAACAACCCAAAACUCGCCGGAAAAAUCAAGAAAGUGAAGCAGCCCAGGUUCCGGGUCGAGAUUCCGGUCAUCGACGACGCGCCCGCUUCGCUCUCUCAGUUGGCCGUCCAAGUGUUCGGUGAAAUGCCCCUGAGAAGAAAAGGGUCGACAAUCAAGAUUCUCAUACUGUGGCCUAAUAAGGACUCAGCGCAGGCUGCUGUCAACGUCUUCGAUUCUCACUCUUCUUCGGAUAUUCUUGUCCAAAACAUCGACAUGUCAUCAAUUCUUGAUGUGGAUCUCAGAACUGCCAACUCUGCCGACGUGGCCGUGUUCUUGUCGCCGGAGGUUUCUCAGGUGGCGGUUAUGAAGAGGGUUACCGAUAGUAUGUACCCGAAGCCGGUGGUGAUUUUUAACCCUAAAUGGGGGUUUGAGGAGGAGGCGAAUUUGGGGGAGAUGAAAGGAUUUGUGGGAUCUUUUGAUGUGGUUUAUUCUUUCAUGGGUUUGGAGGUUAGAGGGAUCUUUAGUAAGCGAAAUGGUGUGGUGUUUAAGUGUGUGAAAAACGGGAUUUCAAGUGGCGAGAAUUGGUAUGUUCUUGUUGAAGAAGAUGAUGGAAAUUUGAGAGUUGUUACGAGGUUCAAAUCGAGGCCGCCCAUCUCCGAAGUCGAGAAUGUGUUGUACAAUCUGAUGGCUAUCAAUUCACCGGUUACUAAAUCUGCCAAGUUCUUGAAAGAUUUGGUUUCGAACGUAACCGGGAAGAAGUGAUUUUUUUAUUGUGAACACAAUGGACUAUAACGAUGAUUGUUUGAUAUCUUGCAAUGUUGGUUGAUUUCGUUUUCCGAACACUUGGUAGAUUAACUACAUAACUGUUGCCUAAGAUGUCAAUGUAUACUCUUAUCGGA